UUUAAACAGAUUUCUGCUUGGCAGAUUAGCCAAAGGCAAGAGGGGCCAAUCUCUCUACGUUCUGAGUGCCGCCCUCUACAAGAUCCUCACAACAGAGCCAAGGCCCAAGUCCACUGUGCUACCAUACCCCCACCCCAGACAUUACUCUGGGGUCUGCCUGAGGCCAUCAGUGUGAAGAUGAUCAGUGUCUUCCUAGCAUGACGACCUUGGACCAUGUGAUUGCCACCCACCAGUCAGAGUGGGUCUCCUUCAAUGAGGAGCCACUGUUUCCUGUCCCUUCCGAGGGGGACACCGAAGAGCACCUCCCAGCACUCUCAUCUUACUCAGACCAGUCUGAGAGCUCCUCCGGAGAGAACCACGUGGCGGAAAGAGGCUCUCAGGAGCUUUCCCACUCGGAGCAGGAUGACUCCUCUGAAAAGCUGGGCCUCAUCUCUGAGGCGACCUCCCCUCCUGGGAGCCCUGAGCAGCCCCCACCUGACCUGGCCUUCGCCAUCAGCAACUGGGUUCAGUUUGAAGACGACAGCCCCUGGGCCAGCACAUCACCAUCUCAGAAGGAAACAGGUGAGACAGCCCUACCAUUGACCAUGCCCUGCUGGACGUGCCCUUCCUUCGACUCCCUGAGGAGAUGCCCUCUGACCUCCGAGAGCAGCUGGACCACACAUUCUGAAGAUACCAGUAGUCCUAGUUUUGAUCCCUCAUACACAGACGUGCAGCUCAUCAGUGCUGAGGAGCAGAGGAGUGGCAAGGCUUCUCAGGUUGACUCAGCUGACAGUUCUUCCUCAGUCCAGGAAGAUGAAGAGGUAGAGAUGGAGGCCAUCAGCUGGCAGGCCAGUAGUCCAGCCAUGAAUGGACAUCCUGCCACUCCACUGACCUCUGCUCGUUUCCCCAGCUGGGUCACUUUUGAUGACAAUGAGGUCAGCUGCCCUUUGCCACCCGUCACCUCUCCCCUGAAGCCAAACCCACCACCUAUUGCAUCUGGGAUCCCAGAUGUGCCUCAUCACUCAGCUGGGUCAUUUAAGAAGAGGGAACGUCCCAAGAGCACUCUGAUGAACUUUUCCAAAGUUCAGAAGCUGGACAUCUCAUCCUUAAGCCAUCCGCCUUCCAUAACCGAGGCUCCACCUUGGAGGGCAACCAAUCCUUUCCUGAAUGAGACUCUGCAGGAUGUCCAGCCCUCUCCUAUUAACCCUUUCAUUGCUUUCUUUGAGGAGCAGGAGAGGCGCUCCCAAAGCAGUUCCAUUUCCGGUGCCACAGGCAAGAGCCAAAGAGAUUCUCUCAUUGUCAUCUAUCAGGAUGCCAUCAGUUUUGAUGACUCAAGCCAAAACCAGUCCCACUCUGAUGCUGUUGAAAAACUCAAACAACUCCACAUUGAUGAUCCUGAUCCUUUAGGCAGUGUGACACUACCAGAUGAUGACCCUAUAGCCUGGGUUGAACUAGAUGACCACCCACCUGGUUCAGCACUGUCCCAGCCCAGGGAUGGGUGGCCAAUGAUGCUAAGGAUCCCUGAGAAGAAAAACAUCAUGUCAUCUAGGCACUGGGGUCCCAUCUACAUCAAACUGACAGACAGUGGUUACCUGCAGCUGUAUUAUGAGCAGGGUCUAGAAAAACCAUUCCGUGAGUUCAAGCUGGAGAUCUGCCAUGAAAUUUCGGAACCCCGGCUCCAAAACUAUGACGACAAUGGCAGAAUCCACAGCUUGCGAAUAGACCGUGUCACCUACAAGGAGAAGAAGAAAUACCAGCCCAAACCUGCUGUGGCCCACGUAGCAGAGAGGGAACAAGUGAUCAAGCUGGGCACCACCAAUUAUGAUGACUUCCUGAGUUUCAUCCGCGCUGUUCAGGACCAGCUCAUGAAUCUGCCAGUGUCGUCAAUGGACUUGAGCACAGUUGGCUUGAACUACCUUGAAGAGGAGAUUACUGUGGAUGUCAAGGAUGAAUUCUCUGGCAUUGUGAGCAAAGGAGACAACCAGAUUCUCCAGCACCAUGUCUUGACACGGAUCCACAUUCUGAGUUUCCUCUCUGGGCUGGCAGAGUGCCGCCUGGGCCUCAACGAUGUCCUCAUCAAAGGGAAUGAAAUAGUUUCCCGGCAAGACAUCAUGCCCACCACCACCACAAAGUGGAUCAAGCUUCAUCAAUGCCGUUUUCAUGGGUGUGUGGAUGAGGAUGUAUUCAACAACUCACGGGUUAUUCUGUUCAACCCUUUGGAUGCCUGCCGGUUUGAGCUCAUGCGGUUCAGGACAGUAUUUGCGGAGAAGACCUUGCCUUUCACACUCAGGACAGCAGCAAGCAUCAGCGGGGCAGAGGUGGAGGUGCAGAGCUGGCUUAGGAUGUCAGCCGGCUUCUCCUCUAACCGAGACCCGCUCACUCAGGUUCCCUGUGAGAAUGUGAUGGUUCGUUACCCUGUGCCCAGUGAGUGGGUGAAAAACUUCCGCAGGGAAAGCGUCCUGGGGGAAAAGUCUUUAAAAGCCAAAGUGAACCGGGGGGCGAGUUUUGGCUCAGCUAGUAUGUCUGGCUCUGAGCCUGUCAUGAGAGUAACUCUGGGAACUGCCAAGUAUGAACAUGCCUUCAACUCCAUUGUGUGGAGGAUAAACCGACUGCCUGACAAAAAUUCAGCUUCUGGUCACCCACACUGUUUCUUCUGCCACCUUGAACUUGGCUCUGACCGGGAAGUGCCUUCCGGAUUUGCCAAUCACGUGAAUGUUGAGUUCAGCAUGCCCACAACUUCUGCCUCCAAAGCCACUGUAAGAUCCAUCUCCGUGGAAGACAAGACUGACGUCAGGAAGUGGGUCAAUUAUUCCGCACACUACAGCUACAAGGUAACCUCGGGAGGCAUCUGGCUAAUGUGUCCAAGAUCAUUUGCUUGCCCCUCUCCUCUCCCCCCCCCCCGCCAUCUUGUUCCCUUUAGCAGCGCCUGCCAUGAAUGCAAGGUGUUCUCUUACUGCCUUAGAGAGAGGUAUACCACACAUGGCUGUGGAUGAGUCUGCUCUGAU
Molecule: messenger RNA, 2984 nt
Organism: Odobenus rosmarus divergens (Pacific walrus)
Lineage: Eukaryota; Metazoa; Chordata; Mammalia; Carnivora; Odobenidae
Gene: STON2
Product: stonin 2
Exons: 5
Coding region: 198-2972 (924 amino acids)
Biological process (GO): clathrin-dependent endocytosis; regulation of endocytosis; synaptic vesicle endocytosis
Cellular component (GO): synaptic vesicle; AP-2 adaptor complex
Molecular function (GO): clathrin-cargo adaptor activity
Source: RefSeq, a predicted model, not a curated record